Messenger RNA from Thamnophis elegans (Western terrestrial garter snake), 4816 nucleotides. RefSeq names its product HNF1 homeobox A (gene HNF1A). Gene Ontology annotation, cellular component: nucleus. NCBI's taxonomy places the organism in Eukaryota, Metazoa, Chordata, Lepidosauria, Squamata, Natricidae. The record is from RefSeq and is a predicted model, not a curated record. The transcript is spliced from 10 exons. Gene Ontology annotation, biological process: regulation of transcription by RNA polymerase II; pancreas development; liver development. Bases 1410 to 3347 code for a protein of 645 amino acids. Gene Ontology annotation, molecular function: RNA polymerase II cis-regulatory region sequence-specific DNA binding; DNA-binding transcription factor activity, RNA polymerase II-specific.
UAGACAUAAAUCAAAGACUACCCUGUAAAUAAAAUAACUUUCAUUGUUUUCUUUUUCUUUUCGUGGGUGGAGGGAGGCUUAUCAAUUUAACCACUACAGAUUAAGCCAAAUGCCUCUUGCAACUGAUUGUUGCACAAUUAAUUGGUUAACAAUAGUAACCGUAACAAAGCCAUUGUAUAGAUACUUAGUAAGAGAAACUAGAUCAAAAGAAAAACACAAUUAUUGAGAAAUUCCAGCCAAUAAUAUUAGUUCACAAGUUAAUGAUUAAUCAGUAAAAACCAAUAUUUUGAACUAAAACAAAUCAAACAUAUCUUCUUACUAGCUUUCAAGGUGCCUUAGGACUAUAUAAUGUGUUUGUUGUUGUUUUAUUGCUAGGUUGUUUUUGAGGAUAGUAAGAGCACAAUUAUGCAAUUCCAUCUGCCACAUUUUGUGAGGAAAAAAGUAGUUCAACCCUAUGUCUAUUCUUCAUAGAAUUGGAAUGGAGAGAAGUGAUUUUUCUAUCACCCACGACAGAAGUGGAAUGAAGCAUGAUCCAUCGGCUGCAUUCCUUUCACCCUCAUACUGAGGUUAAAGUUGUUUCUUUCCCUUCCUUACAAGAGGAAACAGGGAUGUUCCGGCUGAAGUUGGUUGCCAAAGAAGGAAACAGACCAGCAAGGUCUUCAAAGCAGCCUUUUGCUCAAGGGAGAAGGUCCCAUGACAAGGCAACCUAGAAAGUCACACCAAGCAGGCAGCAGAGCAUGGGACAUGCUCCCUGUUGUGCUGCAUCUCAACCCUGUCCUGCAACAGGGCCAUCCAUGCUGGAGAUGACCCUCCGUUAACCUAGAGGAGAACGAGAGGAGCUCUGGAGGGCCCAUGUGAGAUCUCAGUCUUCCAUGGAGCUUCUUAGAUGAGAUCCCUCAACCUCUCGCCUUGAUUGGAAACUCCUUUUCCCACAAAUGCGAGGGGAUCUUGGUGUGGGGUCCUUGUGCGUCCCUGGCCCUUCUCACCAUAAGCCUUUCUCCUCUCUCUUCCUCUCCCACAUUUUCUCUCUCCCUCCCUCCCUCCCUCCCUCCCAACGCACUUUGUGAACUGCUGUCGCAAUGCCGAAGUCCAAAGUUCAGCUACUUGCCUAAGCACACAGAUAAAUAUGAACCUUGGAGAAUUUGCAUUGCUCCAAUGUAAACAGAGAGGCGAGGGUCCCUUUAUCAGGACUGGCUCAGGACAGUGGUGGGGGGCCUAAAGCAGCUUUUUCUCUCUUUUUUUGGUCUUGGGGAAAUUGGGGGUGGGGGGCAAAAGAACAUCUGCGGCCAUUUCUACUCUGCUGACGGCUGGAUGGCUGACUUCAGAAGCAUGAUGUAGCCCCAAAAAAGCAGUUCAGUGGCAAAAGGCGUUGAACACGCAGGCUCCAGGCGAGGCGGACACUCGGGACCAUGGUCUCCAAACUGACCCACCUUCAGGUGGAGCUGCUGGGAGCCCUGCUGGAAUCGGGGCUCAGCAAGGAGACCCUGAUCAAAGCUCUGGCGGAGUCCGAACUGCACCACAGGGAGAGCCAGCCGCUCGGGGGAGCCCUCCAAGUGGAGAAGGGGGAGCCUUGUAGCGAGAUGAUCCCGCAUCUCCCCAAUGGAAUGGGGGAGUCCAGGAUGUCAGAGGAGGAGACCUCGGAUGAUGGGGAAGACUUCACUCCCCCGAUCAUGAAGGAACUGGAAAACCUGAGCCCAGAAGAAGCUGCUCACCAGAAAGCCGUGGUGGAGAGAUUAUUACAGGAGGAUCCAUGGAGGGUGGCAAAGAUGGUGAAAUCCUACCUCCAGCAGCACAACAUCCCUCAACGGGAGGUGGUGGACACAACAGGCUUGAACCAGUCCCACCUCUCCCAGCAUCUCAACAAGGGCACCCCCAUGAAGACUCAGAAGAGAGCCGCCCUGUACACCUGGUACGUUCGCAAGCAGCGAGAGGUGGCCCAGCAAUUUACCCACGCCGGCCAGGGCCUCAUGGUGGAGGACCCGAUGGGGGAGGAACUCCCGGUCAAGAAGGGCCGGAGGAACCGGUUCAAGUGGGGCCCGGCCUCUCAGCAGAUCCUCUUCCAAGCCUACGAGAGGCAGAAGAACCCGAGCAAGGAAGAGAGGGAGGCUCUGGUGGAGGAAUGCAACAGGGCAGAGUGCCUUCAGCGUGGAGUCUCUCCAUCCCAAGCCCAGGGGCUAGGCUCCAACCUGGUGACCGAGGUGAGGGUUUACAACUGGUUUGCCAACCGCCGUAAAGAGGAAGCCUUCAGGCACAAGCUUGCCAUGGACAACUACAAUGGCUCCCAGCCCAGCUCCGUGCCCACCUUGGUCUCUCAUGGAUCCUCCUCUCUCCAACCGGCAACUCCUCUCUCCCCAGGCAAAGUCCAUGAGCCUUCCCCUCUCCAUCAGCAGCAGCAGCAGCCACAAGCCCUCUCCUUCUCGGACCCGGGCAUGAGGUAUGGCCAGCCACCGGUCAGUGAGACCUCCAACAACAGCCAGCACAAUUCCAUCACAACCACCCAGACCAUCCUGCACCAAGUUUCCUCCCCCAGUCUCUGCUCCACCAGCUCAGGACCAGACACCAAGCUGAUCUCUGCUCCAGGGGGCUCGCUCCCCCCCGUCAGCACCCUGACAGCGCUGCACAGCCUGGAGCCCAACCCACACGCCCUGAGUCAUCAAACACAGAACCUUAUCAUGGCGUCCCUCCCGGGGGUCAUGACCAUUGGCCCUGGAGACACACCUUCGCUUGCACCAACCUUCACCAACACGGGGGCCUCCACCUUAGUCAUUGGUCUGGCUUCCACCCAAGGGCAGAGCGUCCCUAUGAUCAACAACAUGGGCAGCAGCCUCACCACCCUCCAACCGGUCCAGUUCUCUCAGCAGUUGCACCCGUCCUACCAGCAGCCCAUCAUGCAGCAGGUCCAGGGCCACCUCAACCAGAGCCCCUUCAUGGCCACCAUGGCCCAGAUCCAGGCUCCUCACGCUCUCUACAGCCACAAGCCAGAGGUGACCCAAUAUGCACAUACCAGCCUUCUACCCCAGACCAUGGUCAUCACAGACACAGCGAACCUCAGUACUUUGGCCAGCCUGACACCAACCAAACAGAUCUUCACGUCAGAUGCAGAGACUCCCACGGAAUCUGGGAUCCCAACGCCCACCAGCCAACCUUCGGUCCACCUGCAGGGACAGGAAGGCUCCAUCCAGUCGCACCUUCAGUCCGGACCCCGCUUGAGUUCCAGCCCUGCUGUCUCGUCCGGCAGUUUGGUCCUUUACCAGAGCUCCGACUCUUCCAACGGCCACUUGCUGCCCUCUGCCCACAGCGUGAUAGAGACCUUCAUCUCCACCCACAUGGCUUCUUCCACACAAUAACUGGACAUUUGGCAGCCCUUGCCUGCACCCCGAGGGACUUCUCCUGCACCCCAUCCCUGCUCCUGGGAGGGAAGGCCAGGCUGUGCCCCUGGCUGCCUCCUCUGCCAGGAUUUGUAUGGCUCUUUCCCCCACCCCACCCUCCAUCUCCAACACACACUGCUAUUUCAAAACUCCAAGCAAAACUAUGCACCAAGCAAGCAGGAGGCUGAGGUGGAGCUUUUGCACAGCUAAGAAAAGCUAGAGAAAGCAGGCAGGCAGGGUCUGUGGUGGACAAUGUUCUUUGAUGUGGGGCUGGCUGCCGAGGGGUGAGGGAUGGUGGAGUAGAACAGCGAGGCUCCUUCUGCUCUUCAGAUGGGCCUCCAGAGCAAGGACAAGGCAGAGUUGGAACAAGGAACAAAACAAGGGAGCACUCUUCCUCUGUAAAGGAUGUAGAAGAGGCACUCACCUGGGGCACUGCAGGAGCCUGGGGAGAACUUGCUCUCCAGCCAGACUCAAGUGGGCUCUGGUUGCAGUGAGGCCCUGGCUGGUUCUCAGCCCACAAGCAGCCCCUCAGGCUUGGCCCCAGGUGGAAACUGCCAGGAGAGCAGUUCUGCUGCCAAAGAUCUGAACCACGCAGGGGAUACUUCCUGGAACCUCUGCAUGCUCCUGCAUUAGUGCAAGGCACCAGGAAUCUGCUCUGGCAGCAAUCAAGUGCGACAGCUGCACCCUAUAUCAUAAAAGAGAAUACUGUUUUCAAAGUUAAAUUAAAAGGAACACUCGUAAUAGAGUUAAGAGCCUAAGUAAAAUAUGGACCUUGAGUUGAGAUGCAGAAGGCUAAGAGUCUUGUCUCCCAUUUUAGAGAUAAGCAAACCAAAUAGCUUGUCCUCAAAAUAGUAAAAAUAAUUAUUUGUAAAUAGUAAAAAUAGCAAUAAAUCCCCAAAGAGGGUGAGCAUCAUUUCUAUAAAUUGCUUAGCAACAAAGGGAUUCUGUUGUUGCUACCCCAAGUCAAAGAAUUUGAGACCACCUGCAUUCCAUCAGCUUUUCCCCCCUCUGUAUCUGAUCUGCCUCAACCCUCCCUUCCUGGAUUCGGACAACACCCCCAAGUGCCAGGUUAGUUAUGUACCACAGCCUCUGACUUGACAUAAUUUGAACCAGUUGCAGAAACAGGCAUUUUUUUCCACAAGGGGUUUAUUUUUGAAGCACAGAAUACUAGCUGUGUUUUUUCCACUAGUGGUUGCUCAUUUUAGGAUCAGGCUUUGGAGACACCUGCACUGUGGCCAGAGGCAGAGCUGAAGCUGAAGUGUGUCUGCUAUCACCGGCAACAACUUAGCCAAUUAGACCACUACUCAAAACUUCCCUCACAGUGAACCUCUGGGGAUAUGCUGGCUUACUCUUGGCCUCGCUGGAGAUCAGUGUCUCCAUACAGAAUGGGCAAAGCCAAGGUCUUUCUCUUGUUAGGAGAACCACAAAUUGUUCACACGGAAGAAUAG